AUGGCAUCCCUGGAGGAAGAGCUGACCUGCUCCGUGUGCCGAGAUAUAUUCAGCAAAGCCCACCCCCUGCCCUGCGGUCACAGCUUCUGCCCCGCCUGCAUCCGCGAGGCCUGGAGCGGCCAGGGUGAAGAGAAAGCUCGCUUUACCUGUCCCCAGUGCCAAGAGGAGCAUGGUGAAGUAUUAUGUGACUGCUGCCCCCCUGAGGCAGAGGAAGGGAAGCUACCAUUGGCUGUCAAGACCUGUCUGAGGUGUGAGGUGUCCUUGUGUGCCGAGCACCUCCGACCCCAUCUGGAAAGACCAGCAUUUAGCACCCAUUUGUUGGUGGAUCCACUUGGGGACCUCUCCCAGCGAAGGUGCCCAACACACACAGAGAUAUUCCGCUACUAUUGUGCCGAUGAGAGGGUGUACGUGUGCGGUGACUGUCUGCUGGAGGGAAGCCAUGUUCAGCAUAAAGUGAAAGCGCUUAGACAAGUGGAGGACGAUCUGAAGGUCAUUCUCCAGACGCUGCUCAGAAGAGCAGAGGAAAAGUUGAAAGAUGGACAUCGCAUCCUCAAAGAGCAUGAGAAUGUUGAUUCCGCUAUGGCUGACUCUCUAAAAAAGGACGACACCCAGGUGGAGCGGCUGGGCUCAGAUCUAUUGGUUCAGGUGAAGAAGCUGGUGAUGGCCCUGAGAGAGAUCACCAAGAGAGAGAGAAAGCAGGUCAUUGAGCGUGUGCAUGAGGACUGCUCGAAGGUGAGGGAGGACAUGAGCCAGACGCUAAGCAUCCAGCAUUACCUGGCCUCGCUGCUGGCAGAGACGGACCCCUUUCUGCUCAUCUGGGCCUUUCAAUCAGAUGAUACAAAGUUACUAGCUGACCUGAACAGCCCACUUUUCAUCCCUGAUGCCGUCAGUCUGGACAGGAAGCAUAUCCUGGAGGAUGUCGAGAGCAAGUAUCGAGAGUUCAUCACCGCCACCCUCCGCUGCCUCAGUGAACUCAAGAGGGAGCUCUUAACCAGUCUUUUGACUCUGGACACAAACACUGCCCAUCCUCUCUUGAGCAUUGCUGAUGACCUUCGCUCAGUGAUGCGAGUUAAAAGUCGUCUACCCUGUGCUGCUCACCCUGAACGUUUCGACCACUGGCCGCAGGUUCUCACCGUCCAGACCUUCUCCUCUGGGACUCACUACUGGGAGCUGGAGGCUGAGGGAUUCUGGGAUAUUGGCAUCUGCUACAGAAGUAUUGGACGGAAGGGGAAAGAUGGCAACGCCUUUGGGAACAACAAGGUAUCAUGGAGCUUGACACAGCAGCAUGACAGGAAGCUUGCUGCCUGGCACAACAGCAAAAAGACCCGCCUAUCAUACCGAAUGACUAGCAAUCGAGUUGCUAUAGCCGUGGACUAUGGUGCAGGCACCAUCACCUUCUCUGAGGUGGGACUGUCCAACAGUCUGACCCACCUCCACACUUUCUCCACCACCUUCACUCAGCCGGUGUGCUUGGGCUUCGGACUCUACAAAGCUGAGCUCAACAGCCACAUCUCUAUUGUCAAAAUCUGA
This is a messenger RNA of Xiphias gladius (swordfish), 1530 nucleotides long. RefSeq names its product tripartite motif containing 110 (gene trim110). The record is from RefSeq and is a predicted model, not a curated record. The coding region runs from base 1 to 1530 and encodes 509 amino acids. Lineage: Eukaryota; Metazoa; Chordata; Actinopteri; Istiophoriformes; Xiphiidae. The transcript is spliced from 7 exons. Gene Ontology annotation, molecular function: zinc ion binding; protein binding.